CAUUUUUAACGCCAUUUUCAUGAAGACCAGCAUAUUUUUUAUCGGAUUCAGCAUACUCGAAAUAGGUUAAACAUCUAUGCUGGACCAAAAAAUAAUCAUUUGCCGUUAGAAGUAUUUUUUCUAUAAAUUGGACCAGACUGUGCUGGAUCUGAACAUCAUAUAAAACGACAAAAACUACUUUAAAAAAUAUUGUAAUAAGAUUUAAACGAAAUGGGUAUCGUUGCUUUCCUCGAAAUCAAAAAAUGAUAAAAAGAAUGCAGUGUUCCGAUUGUCCGUAAAAAGCCUUUCAAUAAUGGAAAAGUAUUAAAAAUGAAAUGAUUUUCUAAAAUAAAUUAGAAAAUCAUUGUAGGUAAAUACAUGUUUAACAAUUUUAAAAAACCGCUUUUGUGAAUUUAACUAUAGUUUAUGCAUAGCUUAAAAGGUUUUCUGUCGAUAUAGAAAAUAAAACUCUUGGUUCGCAAUGUCAGUAUCACGAGCAAUGUACAGGGACACUUAAUGCUGGUUUAUGCCUUGGAAAUUCUUCACAUCUUCAGUGUAGCUGCGACCGAGGUUUUGUAGAGAUGAACCGAUCAUGCACUGGAAAUUUAAAGCUUGGGGAACCUUGCAGCCUAGAUGAGCAGUGUCAACAAUGUAAUGGAACAUGUAAAGAAGGACAUUGUUCUUGUGAAAGUGGAUAUAUUCAAAUUGAAGCUAACUGUGUAAAAGGACAUAAAGUCCUCAAUGCCCCGUGCCAGUAUCAUCAACAAUGCACGAGUACACCAGAUGCAAGUUUAUGUGUUGGUAAUUCAUCCUCUUUCCUAUGUAGCUGCGAUGUUGGGUUUACCGAAUGGAACGGCUCAUGUAUUGAAUUGCCAGAGCAUAUAAUUCCAAACAUGGAGGGGACAUUCUUUGAUACCAGAGCUUUUGCAAUCUGGUCUGGUAUCAUCAGUUUAAUUUUUGGUGCUUCUGUAACAACACUUAUCUUUGCUGUCUGCAGUAGUAAAUUGCGAUCUGUUGAGAAUCCUCAAAACUUAAGCUACAAACAGCGGUCUCCCAACACAGAGGGUGUUACUUUGUUCAGAAAGACAAAUGAUGGCAGCGACAUGGGAAGAAAGACAAAAAGUUAUAAAAAGAGUGCUGCUAGCAUUGAGGUUGUCCAUGAAGAAAAGGAUCAAAAUCAUAGCAUUGAUCAAGAUCCAUGCCACUACAAUCAUCUAAAUGAGAAGGAGGAGAUUGAAUGUGUUAGUGAAAACAAGUAUGGUACAGCUGAAAGGGAAUUACAAAAUGACGCAGAAAACACUUACGCCCAAGUCCAAUGUCGCAAAGGCAAUUCGAAACAAUUGAUUGUUGACGAUGUUUACAUGCCAGUUACUUUAGAAAAUGAUUUGUAGAAGUGUAUAUAAUUUAAUUGUGCAUGUAUUUUUUAUUUAUUUUGCUUCAGAGAACAUUGUCAAGGGAAAACAUUCCCUUCCUUAAAUAAACUGUUCAUACAUUGUUUCCAAUAGUAAGUAUACAGAUAAAGGGUAAACACCAAAAAUAAGUUCGAGUAAGUUAUAGU
Saccostrea cuccullata (small rock oyster) is the source of this 1537-nucleotide messenger RNA. RefSeq lists its product as uncharacterized. NCBI's taxonomy places the organism in Eukaryota, Metazoa, Mollusca, Bivalvia, Ostreida, Ostreidae. The transcript has 7 exons. The coding region runs from base 561 to 1370 and encodes 269 amino acids. The record is from RefSeq and is a predicted model, not a curated record.